Oryzias latipes (Japanese medaka) is the source of this 1165-nucleotide messenger RNA. Lineage: Eukaryota; Metazoa; Chordata; Actinopteri; Beloniformes; Adrianichthyidae. The record is from RefSeq and is a predicted model, not a curated record.
AAAAACCAAGUCCAGAUGACAACCUUUAAACCUACUACUAUGAUGGAAUCUACCUGGAUGAAUGAGAGUCUCCAUAGACACCUUAAAAGCAUGUCCUUGUUUAUGUUGAAGAGCGCUCUGGUGUUGGCAGUGAUGGCUGGAACGGUGUGCGCCUGUGUGCUGAAGAAUCACACCAUAUGGGUCGAGAAGCAAAACUGCACCCAGUGCAUUGCUAUCAACACAACCAUCUGCAGUGGCUACUGCUACUCAAGGGAUACCAAUUUUAGAGGCCGGUUUGGGAGGACUUUUUUGAUCCAGCGUAGCUGCAUGCCUCUGUCCUUGGUGUACCGGGUUGCUCAUAUUCCUGGCUGCCCUCCGGAUGUGAACGCAGAGCUGUAUUACCCUGUGGCACACUGCUGCAGCUGCAGAUGCUGUGACACUCGCACAUACCACUGCGUCCAACCGAGACGCUUCUCCUAUGACCAGUGCUCUGUAAAACUUGGCAGUGGGGGCCAUCAGAAUGAAAACUGCUUUGGAAACAUUACAAACUGUUAAAACUAUUUCAUGCAAAAGUGUGUCAAAAUAUUAGAAGCUAAUCGAGCCAAUCACAAGUUUUGUUUCACAAAUGUUGCUUUUCUACUGAGUUGUACGCACAAAAAUGUAUGUUUACUUGUGAUCAUGCACACAGUUUUCAUGCACAAAGCAGAUUGGAGCAUGAUUUUUUUUGCACUUAGAGCCUCUUUCAUGGAAAAAAAAGGAUUUGUCUCAGAGAAUCAGCCUAUGCUGAAAGAUGUCUCACUUUAUUGGCCUGCGGUCUUGGGUUCCAUUAUGUUUUAUUCUUAAUUUUUCCUUUGAAUUUUUUCGAACUGAAACCCUUUUAUUCGGUGCUUCGUUCAUCUAUCCUUGGGCAUUUAAUAAAUCAUCACAUAUAAACCAAAUGACUAGCUUGAACAUUUAGCAUCGGGUAAUUUUUAUUUUUUAAUAUUUUUGUUUAUUCUCAUAAAAUGUAAUUUUGGUGAUUGUCUGUGUUUUUCAUUAUCAGUAUGAAUGUGUUUCCUUAGGCUGAAAGUAAUCAGACCCUUUGUUAUUGCCUUGUGAUGUGAGGUCACGGGUCGUUACGAUUUUGUGCAAUCUUCAUUGUCUGUCUUGCUGCUAAAGGUCUAAAUAAAAAUAUGAAAAACCAUCA